GGGUCCUUGGUGAAUUUUGUCAUGGUUAUUUAAGGAACCUCGCCUAGAAGUCCCAACGCACAGUUCCCCAUUGACGGGAAGGCUUGGACUCCAAGAUGAUUAUAAAGGAAUAUCGGAUUCCUCUGCCAAUGACCGUGGAGGAGUACCGCAUUGCCCAGCUGUACAUGAUACAGAAGAAGAGCCGUAACGAGACGUUCGGUGAAGGCAGUGGCGUGGAGAUCCUGGAGAACCGGCCAUACACGGACGGCCCUGGUGGCUCCGGGCAGUACACACACAAGGUGUACCAUGUGGGCAUGCACAUCCCCAGCUGGUUCCGCUCCAUCCUGCCCAAGGCGGCUCUGCGGGUGGUGGAGGAGUCCUGGAACGCCUACCCCUAUACCCGAACCAGGUUCACUUGCCCUUUUGUGGAGAAAUUCUCCAUUGACAUCGAAACCUUUUAUAAAACUGAUGCUGGAGAAAACCCCAAUGUGUUCAGCCUGUCUCCUGUGGAAAAGAACCAGCUGACGAUCGAUUUCAUCGACAUCGUCAAGGACUCCGUGCCCCCCAACGAGUAUAAGACGGAAGAGGACCCCAAGCUGUUCCACUCGACCAAGACCCAGCGGGGGCCCCUGUCCGAGAACUGGAUCGAGGAGUACAAGCAGCAGGUCUUCCCCAUAAUGUGCGCCUACAAGCUCUGCAAGGUGGAGUUCCGCUACUGGGGCAUGCAGUCCAAGAUCGAGAGGUUCAUCCACGACACAGGCCUGCGGAAGGUGAUGGUGAGGGCCCACCGGCAGGCCUGGUGCUGGCAGGACGAGUGGUACGGGCUGAACAUGGAGAACAUCCGGGAGCUGGAGAAGGAGGCGCAGCUCAUGCUGUCCCGCAAGAUGGCCCAGUUCAACGAGGACGACGAGGGGGCCGCGGAGCUGGCCAAGGAUGAGGCCCCCCAGGCCCAGGCCCCCAGGGAGCCCCCGCAGCCCAGCAGCAGCGGUGGGGAGCCCCUGGUGGGCAGGGGUCUGAAGAAACAGUGGUCCACGUCCUCCAAGUCGUCCCGGUCGUCCAAGCGGGGAGCGAGUCCUUCCCGCCACAGCAUCUCGGAGUGGAGGAUGCAGAGUAUCGCCCGGGACUCAGACGAGAGCUCGGAUGAUGAGUUCUUUGAUGCUCACGAGGACCUGUCCGAUUCAGAGGAAAUGUUCCCCAAGGACAUCACCAAGUGGAACUCCAAUGACCUCAUGGACAAAAUCGAAAGCCCUGAGCCAGAGGACACACAGGACGGUCUGUACCGCCAGAGCGCCCCCGAGUUCAGGGUGGCCUCCAGUGUGGAGCAGCUGAACAUCAUCGAGGACGAGGUCAGCCCGCCGCUGGCCGUGCCGCCCUCCAAGAUCCACGUGUUGCUGCUGCUGCUGCACGGAGGCACCAUCCUGGACACGGGCGCCGGGGACCCCGGCUCCAAGCAGGGCGACACCAACACCAUCGCCACCGUGUUCGACACCGUCAUGCGCGUGCACUACCCCAGCGCCCUGGGCCACCUGGCCAUCCGCCUGGUGCCCUGCCCGCCCAUCUGCUCUGCUGCCUUCGCCCUCGUCUCCGACCUCAGCCCCUACAGCCACGACGAAGGCUGUCUGUCCAGCAGCCAGGACCACAUCCCCUUGGCCGCCCUGCCCCUGCUGGCAACCUCUUCACCCCACUACCAGGAGGCCGUUGCCACAGUGAUCCAGCGGGCCAACCUCGCCUACGGGGACUUCAUCAAGUCCCAGGAGGGCGUGACCUUCAACGGGCAGGUCUGCCUGAUCGGGGACUGCGUCGGGGGCAUCCUGGCGUUCGAUGCCUUAUGCUGCAGCAACCAGACGGUGUCUGAGAGUCAGAGCAGCAGCCGCCGGGGCAGUGUGGCCAGUGUGCAGGACACUGACCUGUUGUCCCCGGGCACGACGGUCAAUGCGGCACAUGGCAGCAACCUGGAGAGCAGCCGGCACCUGAGCCGCAGCAACAUCGACAUCCCCCGAAGCAACGGCGCUGAGGACCCCAAACAGCAGCUGCCCCGCAAGAGGAGUGACUCGUCCACCUACGAGCUGGACACCAUCCAGCAGCACCAGGCCUUCCUGUCCAGCCUCCAUGCCAGCGUGCUGAGGAAUGAGCCCAGCUCCCGCCACUCAAGCAGCUCCACCAUGCUGGAUGGCGCAGGGGCCGUGGGCAAGUUCGACUUUGAGAUCGCUGACCUCUUCCUCUUUGGGUGCCCGCUGGGGCUGGUCCUGGCCUUGAGGAAGACCGUCAUCCCCUCCCUGGAUGUGUUCCAGCUGCGGCCCGCCUGCCAGCAAGUCUACAACCUCUUCCACCCUGCCGACCCGUCGGCCUCGCGCCUGGAGCCGCUGCUGGAGCGGCGAUUCCACGCCCUGCCGCCUCUCAGCAUCCCCCGCUACCAGCGCUACCCGCUGGGGGACGGCUGCUCGACGCUGCUGGUCCAGACCGUGCAGAGAAACCCCCAGCUGGUCCUGGAGGGCGGCCCCCUGGUCCCCCUCCCUCACAGGGAUGGCUUCCUGGAGACCAGUAUCCCUGUUCCCGCGCUCACCUGGCGAGACAGGCCCCGCCCCAGCCCGAGCUCUGCUGAGUCAGAUGCACUCCAGGCCCACAACGCGGUCUUCCAAGAGCACACGGCCCCCUCCUCGCCCGGCACAGCCCCCACUGCCCGAGGUUUCCGCCGGGCCAGCGAGAUCAGCAUCGCCAGCCAGGUGUCGGGCAUGGCCGAGAGCUACACGGCGUCCAGCAUUGCCCAGAUUGCGGCAAAGUGGUGGGGUCAGAAGCGGAUCGACUACGCCCUGUACUGCCCCGACGCCCUGACGGCCUUCCCCACCGUGGCCCUGCCCCACCUCUUCCACGCCAGCUACUGGGAGUCCACGGAUGUGGUCUCCUUCCUGCUAAGACAGGUCAUGAGGCACGACAACUCCAGCAUCUUGGAACUGGACGGCAAGGAGGUCUCAGUGUUCACCCCGUCAAAGCCGAGAGAGAAGUGGCAGCGCAAGAGGACCCACGUGAAGCUGCGGAACGUGACGGCCAAUCACCGGAUCAAUGACGCGGUCGCCAACGAGGAUGGCCCGCAGGUCCUGACAGGCCGGUUCAUGUAUGGGCCCCUGGACAUGGUCACCCUGACCGGGGAGAAGGUGGACGUGCACAUCAUGAUGCAGCCGCCCUCGGGUGAGUGGCUGUACCUGGACACGCUGGUGACCAACAGCAGCGGGCGCGUCUCCUAUACCAUCCCCGAGACCCACCGCCUGGGCGUGGGUGUCUACCCUGUCAAGAUGGUGGUCAGGGGGGACCACACGUUUGCCGACAGCUACAUCACCGUGCUGCCCAAGGGCACGGAGUUCGUGGUCUUCAGCAUCGACGGCUCCUUCGCCGCCAGCGUGUCCAUCAUGGGCAGCGACCCCAAAGUGCGGGCCGGGGCCGUGGACGUGGUGCGGCACUGGCAGGACCUGGGCUACCUCAUCAUCUAUGUGACGGGCCGGCCUGACAUGCAGAAGCAGCGGGUGGUGGCAUGGCUGGCCCAGCACAACUUCCCUCACGGCGUGGUGUCCUUCUGCGACGGGCUGGUGCACGAUCCGCUGAGGCACAAGGCCAACUUCCUGAAGCUGCUCAUCUCUGAGCUGCACCUGCGCGUGCACGCAGCCUACGGCUCCACCAAGGACGUGGCGGUCUACAGCUCCAUCAGCCUGUCCCCCAUGCAGAUCUACAUCGUGGGCCGGCCCACCAAGAAGCUGCAGCAGCAGUGCCAGUUCAUCACCGACGGCUACGCGGCCCACCUGGCCCAGCUCAAGUACAACCACCGGGCGCGCCCGGCCCGCAACGCGGCCACCCGCAUGGCGCUGCGCAAAGGCAGCUUCGGCCUGCCUGGCCAGGGCGACUUCCUGCGCUCCCGGAACCACCUGCUCCGCACCAUCUCGGCCCAGCCCAGCGGGCCCGGCCACCGGCACGAGCGGACGCAGAGCCAGGCGGACAGCGAGCAGCGGGGACAACGUAGCAUGAGCGUGGCGGCCGGCUGCUGGGGCCGCGCCAUGGCGGGCCGGCCCGAGCCGGGGGCAGCCGCGGGCCCCAAGUAG
This is a messenger RNA of Lipotes vexillifer (Yangtze River dolphin), 4067 nucleotides long. RefSeq names its product phosphatidylinositol transfer protein membrane associated 2 (gene PITPNM2). Gene Ontology annotation, cellular component: cytoplasm. NCBI's taxonomy places the organism in Eukaryota, Metazoa, Chordata, Mammalia, Artiodactyla, Lipotidae. The coding region runs from base 96 to 4067 and encodes 1323 amino acids. The record is from RefSeq and is a predicted model, not a curated record. Gene Ontology annotation, molecular function: phosphatidylcholine intramembrane carrier activity; phosphatidylcholine binding; phosphatidylinositol binding. The transcript is spliced from 24 exons. Gene Ontology annotation, biological process: phospholipid transport.